ACAACGAGAUCAAACACGCUAGUGCUAAAAUGAUUGGAAGUAUUAGUCUCCUGCUCGCGGUGAUUGGCAGUGCCUUCGGGUAUUUUCACGGUGUAGAUCCCAAUGCACUAAAAUGCGACCCAACUGGCCAAGCCAGUCUACUCCUGCCACACUUUACGGACUGUAACAAAUUCUAUAUGUGCGCACAUGGUUCCGAAGUUGAGUUUACUUGCCCUCGUGGUACCAUAUUCGAUUUUCCAAUUCAGACUUGUAACUGGCCAUGGGCAACAAAGUGCUGGCUCAGGAAUGGCAAUGACGACAAUAUUGAAGGUUCCGGUGAAGACGAAUUUGUUCCACCAAAAGAGGUUGAAAUCAUAAUUAAGCCAGCUUCAACGGAGACGAUGAUGUCUGGUCAUCUUGACUGUCACAAUCUUGAUACAGCCUCACGAAGAGUUGGAUUCAAAGGUGACUGUCAAAGAUACUGGAGCUGUACAGCUGGUUCACCUCAUGCUUACUACUGCUCUGAUGGACUGUUUUUCAACGAAGAAAAGCAGGACUGUGACUUUGAAGCUAACUCCAAAUGUAUUGACGAAAAUAUUGACGAACUAAACACAGAAUUUAUUGAAUACAAAUAAUGAAAUUGAUUUGACUCCCAAAUAUCUGAACAGACUUACGGAUCUUGUUAACUUCAAAUUUAUGUGUUAUAUCUAACGUCAAUAUGUUUGUACUACCACUUUUUUCUUGUAAUGAAACUAGAUCAAUUUCACUAUGGAAACUGGUUUAAACUGAUGAAUGAACUUUGGAAAAUUUUGAAAAUAUGUAUUCUGUCUAUUUAUUAAAACAAAUAAUUUUUAAAGAUUCUUAGUAAAAGCAUUUUUGGGUUUGGACUUUUUGUUACUCAAGUAUUUUUCUGUUAAAUUAGGGAAAAUAAAUAAUUUGAUGUGGCAACAUUAUUCAAAAACAAUAGAUUCUAACAUUUUAUACAUCCGUCUAUCGUCAGUUACAGAUUAUAAAUAAUUUGUUAAAUUGUUAAAAUUUAAAACUUUCCGCUUCAUUCACAGCGAAAAACAAAACAUUUGCAUGUUAGUCGACAAUACGGUGGCUAAUAUUUAUAAUAAUACUGGUAUUCGAAUCGUCACCAUGUUGACAGUAUUAUUUUAAUAUUAAAGCAAUAAAACAAAAUAUCAAGUA
Molecule: messenger RNA, 1170 nt
Organism: Pieris rapae (cabbage white)
Lineage: Eukaryota; Metazoa; Arthropoda; Insecta; Lepidoptera; Pieridae
Product: peritrophin-1
Exons: 6
Coding region: 30-614 (194 amino acids)
Cellular component (GO): extracellular region
Molecular function (GO): chitin binding
Source: RefSeq, a predicted model, not a curated record